CAACAUGACACACUCUCUCUCUCUCUCCCCUGAUGUUUGUUUGUAGGGUUGCAAUCAUCCUGUCAUCCUAUACAUUCCUUCCUUCAUCCUAGAGUGAUACAUGCAAACCACAUCCCCAGUUUUCUUGCAAUAUACGUAAGGCAUAUUUUUGCAUCACAAGAAGGUAUAGUUAUAUUUUCCAAGCUUUGCGAGAACAUUUAAGCUCAGAAAGGGAAAGAUCUUCAGAUUUGAUAGAAGUUUGUGUGUUGAAUGAUGUAUGUGUAUCUUUGCAUCAGCAUAAUAGGAUAUAGUUAUGUUUCCUAAAAUUUUCCUAGAAUAUUUAGGUUUUCAUGAUUAAAUUUCUCAUUGCUCUGAAAGGGAAAUGAUAUUCAGAUUUGAUACAAGUUUAUGGGUCACUGUGUUGAAAUCAGAAGUAAUUAGCCUUCAUAUAUUUUCAGAGCUAAAUUCAAGUGUGUCAGUGUUCCUCAGAAGAAGUUAGUUGUCUCAGUGGGGAGUUAGUUAGGUGGCAAGAAGUGAAGUUUUAAAGAGGUUAUAACCAUUAGUGAUCAGCUUUCAUAUAUUUUCAGAACUGAAUUAAAUUAUAUGAAUGUUUCUUAGGAGUACCUGGUUGUCUCAGUGAGGAUUUAAUUAGGUGCCAAGAAGCGGUCAAAUUUAAAGAGAUUAUAAUCAUGAGUAUUUGGCUCUCAUAUAUUUUCAGUGGUAAAUUCAAAUGUAUCAGUGUUCCUUAGGAUCAAUUGUCUUGGGAGUUAGUUAGGUGGCUACAAAAGUGAUGGAGCUCUAGAAAUUAUAACCAUAUAUUCUUGUGCUGCAGCAAAAGAGUACAGUAGCUGGAAGUGAUAUAUUUGUGUCUGAAGACCUGUUACCUAAUUAUUAACACAUGUACACACUUUGUCCCUGCAAUACUUAGUGUGAAUGACUCUGUUCACUCACUCCCUCCUUGCAAUGAACCAAAACCAGACUAACAAAAUUGAUGCAACUCUGAAUUAUAAUCUUACAUUACUAAAAUAUUUCACAGUCAAAGAAAAUAAGGGAGGUUUCUUAGUACAUAUAACUCUUUUCACUCACUCCUUUCUUAAUGACAGACUGAAACCAGACUAGAAAUAACAGAGGAAGUGAUGAAAUUUAUGCAACCUUGAAUUACAAACUGUGUUGCUAAAAUUACUGAGAUAUUUCCCACAUAGAAAAUUACGAAGUGAACAGUCUUAUGGGAUUUUUUGUUUUAUACAUAUUACUAAAAAUACCAGGAUGAGUAACAAAAUUCAUGCAACUUUAAAUAUCAUUAUCCAUGUUACUAAAACUAUUAAGAUGUUUCACAGGUGGAGAAAAUUUGGAAGUGACAAAUUUUAUUGAAGAGAGAAAGGAGAGAAAUCAGUGAAGUAUUUAUGGAAGUGCAAUUAUAAUCUCUAAAGUGAAGUGAUGUAAAGGUGUUUUUGACAUAUCACACCUGGUGCAGACUUUUUUGUUUUCAUUAUUUUUGUCUGUCUGUCUAUCUGUCCAUGUCCCUCUGUCUGUUUGUCUGUGACUUUGUCUCUCUACCUGUUUGUCUGUGUCCCAAAUCUUUUUGUCUGUUUGCCUGCUCCCCCCUCUCUCUCUCUCUCUCUCUCUCUCUCUCUCUCUCUCUCUCUCUCUCUCUCUCUCUCUCUCUCUCUCUCUCUCUCUCUCUCUCUCUCUCUCUCUCUCUCUCUCUCUCUCUCUCUCUCUCUCUCUCUCUCUCUCUCUCUCUCUCUCUCUCUCUCUCUCUCUCUCUCUCUCUCUCUCUCUCUCUCUCUCUCUCUCUCUCUCUCUCUCUCUCUCUCUCUCUCUCUCUCUCUCCCUCCCUCCUCAUCAAUACUUCCAUGUAGCUCAUAUAUGUAUAAUAAAUUUGUAAGUCAGUUCUGUUUAUACAUACCAUACAAGAGAAGAUUUUUUUUUUCACCAUACAAGAAACUGCAAAAAGUUACAUACAACUUCAUACAUUAGUUAGUAAAACACUGUAUUCUUGACAAACAAGACAUGCUAAAAAUUUGAAUAUAAGUUUAUGUACACACUUUUGUUAAAAAUUUGAAUAUAAAUUUAUGUACACACUUUCCUCCUGUUUCACUGUAUACUGUAGCCCACUAAAUAUGUCCAGUAUCUACCUGUUUGAUGGAAUUGGGCAUAAAGUUAAAGUACAGUCCAUUUUUAUUUGAUUUAUUUUAUCAUGAGAUUAAUAAUUCUUGCUAAUUCUUGGCCUGCUAGUUGGCUGCAGUUUAACCCUUUCACUGCUACACAAAUUUUCUUUUAUUCACCUUAACCUUUCUAGAGACAUUAUUUUUUGUCUGCUACAGUCUCUUCAAUUAUUCUGUAGCCAGGAAAACACACAAUAAAAAAAAAUUUUAAUCUCUAUUCUCUCCAUAUCUUACAUUGCUGUGAAUGCUAACAAAUCACAAAAUGAACUAACCAUUCUCAAUUAUUCUUUUCUCUUCUAUUAUUCUUUAGCGGGGAAAACACAAAAUUAACUGAUUUUUCUCUAUUCCUUGUCUGUAUGUCCAAACAUUUUAAGAAACCACAAAACUAACUGACCAUUCAUUUAUUCUUUUCCUUCCUCUGUAUCCAAACAAAUAUUUAUUACAAUACUGAUGCUAACUAGACACAAAAUUAACUGUUCUCUGUUCUAUGUCAGUGUGUCCAAACAUUUCCUACAGUGUUGUGGAUGUUGACAGAGGAAGACCUUAGCAGUGAGGGGGUUAAAGGGAUGCUGUGAAUGUUGUGUUGCAAGCGAGGAUCAAGACAAUACAGUAUUUCCAGGUAGUGUCACGUGGCUCAUGUGCCUUUCAGUGGAGAGUUGGCAGGAGGGAACCCACAUAGCAUUCUCAUUUUGCAGGAACCAUCAAGGGUUUUCUGUAUUACCCCAAAAAAUAUUACAAAAAAAAAUAAAAGAAUAUUUACAAGGAAGCCAGAGUUUCAUGUUUUUAAGUCAUAAUGCUUAUGAUGACUUGUUUAUUUCUACUUUACAUGAAGCAUGAAGUUUUUUUUUUUUUUUUUUGUAUUGCUUCUACCCCCAAAAUAUCAUAGAAAAAUCAAGGAAAUAUUUACAAGCCAAAUUUUCAUAUUUUUAGGUUCUAUUGCUUCAAAUAUGCUUAUUGAUUAUUAUUUUGUGGGGAAAAAUUUUAUUUUCUGUAUUGCCUUUAUCCCCACCAAUAAUACCACAGAGAAACAAAGGAAGUAUUUACAAGGAAGCCAGAUUUCCAUGUUUAUUUGAGUUCAGGUAUUGUUCUCAUAUGAUUAUUGUUUAUUAUUAUUAUUAUAUGGAGUUUAUUUGGUGUUCAGCAUUACCAUGGAAAAAUGAAAUAGAUGAUAGUAAGAUAAGAACCAAUUACUCAAACUUUAAUCCUUAUUUAUUGUAUCUAUUUAUAUAUUAUUAUUAUUUUAUGGUGAUUAUGUCUUAGAUUAUUGUAGUUUCUUAACUUCCAUAUUCUUUCUUUUCUCCUCUGGCUUCUUUUCAUAUUCUUCUUCACAUUUCUUCUCUCUUCUUUCUUCCUCUUAUUUUGGUAAUAUCUUGGAUUAUCAUAUUUUCUCCAUUUCUCUCUCCCAUGUUCCUUUUUUCUUCUCUUGGUUCUUCUUUUCAUAUUCUUGCUGUUCACAUUUCUUCUCUUAAUCUCUUUUCUUCCUUCUUUUCUCCUUUAUUUACAUUUCAUCUCUCCUGUUUUCUCUCACUUCAUAUUCUCAUUAUAUAUUUAUCAAUCUCCAUUCCACUUAACCUGACAGAAAAGUCCCAUCUCUUCCUCUGUCCUGAUUGGUUAAUUUGGUAUAUUAGACCUGCCCAUCUCCCCAUAGCUACUUUUCUAUUAGCUGUCAGUUUGAGGGGAGAAAGCAUAAUGAUAAGCAAUUGGUGGAUGAAGGAAGGAGGUGUGGCUGAGUCAGUUUAAUGUGAGUGGAUUGUGAUAAGAUAUUAAUUUAUUCAGUAUUAUUAGAGUGAAAAAGAUUGUGUAUAUUUGGUUCUGUUUUUUUUUUUUUUUUUCAUCUCACACACACACACACACACACACACACACACACACACACACACACACACACACACACUAGUACUUGCUUAAUUCAUUAUCUUUUAUACCUGGUGAUGAUCUAAUGUAUUAAUGAUUUUUCUGAGUGUUUGUGAGAUAAAAUAAGUGUGUGUGUGUGUGUGUGUGUGUGUGUGUGUGUGUGUAUUAUCUUUCCUUAGUAUUCUUUUUUUUUUCCCUAGUGAGAUGGUGUGUGUGUGUGUGUGUGUGUGUGUGUGUGUGUGUGUGUGUGUGUGUGUGUGUGUGAUAUCUUCCCCAAGUUUUUUAUUUUUUCCUUUAUUUACUUCUUGCUAGUGAGAUGAAACAAAUUGUCUGUUUUCUGAAUGGCAUCCUGAAAAAAAGUUCUUAUUUUAAUUAUAGAUGUGUUUGAAAAGUUAUCUGUCUCUGUUAUACUUUAAUAUUUAUUCUCUCUCUCUCUCUCUCUCUCUCUCUCUCUCUCUCUCUCUCUCUCUCUCUCUCUCUCUCUCUCUCUCUCUCCCAAAGGUGACGAGUUGGUAAAAAUAUUUUCCGUGAUAUGCAAAACUGAUGUGAUUUUAAGGUUAUAUAAUUGUCAUAAUGAUUAUAUUGUAAACAUACACACAUACUUCAUGAAUUACAUAUGCCAUCACAUACGUAAACAUAACAUUACAUCCGUGUCCUGUAAAAUACUAACUAUAUCUUUCUAUUCUACAUACAUACAAGACUUAUUUAUCAAUUCAUCUCUCGGCAAUCGACUGAAGAUUAUUGUAAAUGAAUUAUAAAAAAAGUUGAAUGGACCAUAAUCCCCUGCCCCCUCUUUUCCUCUUCCCUUCCCCCUCCCCCUUUUCUCCAAACAAGUUUCUAUCUUAUGAAAAAUAAAGUUAAAUGUAUACCAUGGAUUAUUUAUUUUUUUGCAUUUCUUAUAUCAUUCCUUUGAAAACUGAAGGGUCUACUAAGUUAGGUUAGGCCUAGGUUACAUUAGGGAAGUAACAGUCGAGGAUUAGUAGUACCAAUGACGAAAAUGGCAACAGUAGUAGCAUCGUGAUGGUAGUAAUUUUAGCGAUGCACUUUAAGAUGAUGGGCAUAACUGGAAUAGACUCAACCAUCAGUAGUAGUAGUAGUAGUAGUCGUAGUUGUAGAUGACUGUAGUAGACUCAGUAAUCACGCUGUCAAUACAGACUCAACAAAGAAAUUUAUCCUAUAACAAAUCUACAGUUACAUUAUGCAGGGAUUGCCACGUGUAGCUUUACAGUCUUAAUGGCUUCAAUAUAAACAAGUUUGCUUCAGUAACUGCUCCAGCUAAAGAUAAACGAAGCUUUAGAAACAGUAACACCCUGAUCAUUGUUUCGACUAGAGUGAAUGAAGCUUUUGAAUCAGAGAGAGAGAGAGAGAGAGAGAGAGUAGCAAUACCAGUCAGUGUUUAACUCUUACGCUGUUCUAGUUAACCUUUAGCAGGACAGGGAGAGAAAAUAGAGAGAGAAGAAAAAGGAAGAAUACUAAGUUAAUUGUAACUCUCCUAGGCAAGAUAAGAAGUUACAGAUAAUCAAUGAAAAACAAAGUCUGGCACUGUCUUAGCGUGAGGAGUGUGAUGGUCUGACUAACUUUCGGUCAGUUAUCUCCCCAGGUUUGCAAGACGGUGAUCAGAGCCACUAGUGACAGCCAGGACGGAGACACGACAAGCGGGAGAAGAAAGGCGAACUCAACCAAACCAUACAUCCCCAAGAGAUCCUCAGAUGUAUACCUUCCCGUGAGAACCCCUGCUGGUUUUGCCUCCCUAGAAGUGUUUCCUGAGGGAGAGGCGCCCCACCAAGCCUCUACAGCCACCUACACCUCUUCCCCGCCUCCUCAGCCUCAUUCAGUCGAUACUCAAGCACUGGGAGGCGUGGGAUAAUGAAAUAAAGCGAGAAAGAAAUGAGUUUUGAAGGACAGUGAGAAUUAAGGAGAAAAGCAGAACAGGAAGAAGAAAAAGAAGAAGAUGAAGAAGAAGAAGAAGAAAAAGAAAGACAAGAACAAGAACAAGAAUAAGAUCAGGAACAAGGAAAAAAAAGAAUUAUAGAAACAGAAAGAAAAAAGAAAAACAUACAACAACAACAACAACAACAGGAGCAGCAGUAACAAGAAGGGGCCUGAAUUAAUGAAACCAUAACUCCAUCACACGCACAAAAAACAGUUCCCAGACAAAUUACUUCUCACUAAAUUCCCAGACGCACCCAAAGCACUUCCAUGAAUCACUCAAAACACGCGAGAUCAGAGACGCAGAGAAGUAGGCGUGGCUAAAUGACAUCACAACACUUCUGAACCAAUCACGUACCUUCCCUGCUAGUCCCAGUAGCCAAUAGCACACCAGCAGACCUGUCAUUGGCUGGGAGUGGGGCUGGGAGGGGAGACAGGGCGGCGAGAUGAGAGACAAAUGACAUCUGUUUAGCGGUGGUAUAUUCCUGCGAUACAAGAGGGUGUUGUUUCAGACCUAGAGUGACAAGUGUAGGAGGCAGUGGGUGGUGACUGACACGGAACUGAGAACACACCUCGACACCUCCUGAACUGCUACUGCUGCGCUGGUUUCCCGACGUCUCUUGGCCCCGAGAGGUUGAGAGGUGGUGGACGCUUAGUAACUCUCUCUCUCACCUUCCUGAGAAAAACCGCACUUUAGCUGAGCUUUUUUGUGCGCUCUUUAUAACUCCUUGUAGCUGACGAGGUGGAGAGAGACACGUGUGCUGGGAAGGAAAACAAUAACAAGGGCGCUUGACUUAUAGAAACACACGAGGAAAGAGAAAUAAACGGAAAAAAACAAUUGGAUACAACAUACGAGAAAAAAGACGGUAAACAGUAAGGAAAAGAAAAAUACUGAAAAAACAACAAACUACAUAAAUAAAAAUAACUUGAAAAAGAAAAAAAAAACAUCUAAUGACAGUGAGCGAAAAAACAGAAAUUUAAGUCACAGAAACAAAAAUCUUACGGAACUUUCUCUGUUUUCCCUUCCUCGCUUCACCUCCAAGAUGCUGAAGACGGAGAGCCUGUACAAGUUGCUUCUGAACAGCGGCUGCAGCACCAAGGUGAAGAACGAGAGCCUGCAACACCAUCUCCAGCAGCAGCAGCAACAACAGCUAGGAGGUGGCGUGGUGGUGGAGCCGCAGGUCACCUUGGAGGACAGGGACUUGUGGAACAGAUUUCAAGCACUGACGAAUGAAAUGAUUGUCACCAAAACUGGAAGACGCAUGUUCCCCGUGGUGAAGGUGUCAGUGCGCGGCCUGGACCCUGAGGCGAUGUAUUCCCUCGUGCUGGAGUUUGUGCAAAUUGAUAAUCACAGGUGGAAGUACGUGAACGGGGAGUGGGCGCCCGGGGGCAAGCCAGAGCCCCCUCAGUCCCCCGUGUAUCUGCACUGCGACUCUCCUAACUUCGGCAAGCACUGGAUGAGGGAACCAGUCAGCUUUGCCCGCGUCAAACUCACCAACAAGACGAGUGCCACGGGACAGCAAAUCAUGCUCAACAGUCUCCACAAAUACGAACCGAGAAUCCACGUGAUGCAGGUGGCGGGGGAGCAGCGGGUUCUGUCCUCCCACACCUUCCCAGAGUGUCAGUUCAUCGCAGUCACCGCCUACCAGAAUGAGGAGGUGACAGCGCUCAAGAUCAAGCACAACCCCUUCGCCAAGGCCUUUCUGGAUUCCAAGGAGAGGCCGGAUCACCACCACCACCACCAUCACGCCCACCACCACCACCACCCUCACCCGCCCCACCCACGUGACCUCAUGGCCUCCUAUCCUCCACACCCAACAAUGUAA
This is a messenger RNA of Scylla paramamosain (green mud crab), 7756 nucleotides long. RefSeq names its product T-box transcription factor T-like. Gene Ontology annotation, cellular component: nucleus. The record is from RefSeq and is a predicted model, not a curated record. NCBI's taxonomy places the organism in Eukaryota, Metazoa, Arthropoda, Malacostraca, Decapoda, Portunidae. Gene Ontology annotation, biological process: mesoderm formation; positive regulation of DNA-templated transcription; regulation of transcription by RNA polymerase II. Gene Ontology annotation, molecular function: RNA polymerase II cis-regulatory region sequence-specific DNA binding; DNA-binding transcription factor activity, RNA polymerase II-specific.